GCAGACGUUUGGAAAACGGCGCGCAUUUCAGUCAAUCGAAGGAGACGCUGCAGUUCGCCAUUGUUGCCGCUUGAAUCGGUUCAGCAUUACUACCGUGUCCUUAAUUCGUCCAGUCCUAAUCUCGUGCAAUUUAACCGUGAAUCCAUCCAACAUGAAGAAAACAUCCAAAUCAUCCCGUGCCGGGCUUACGUUCAGUGUCGCCCGCGUAGCGUCCUCGCUGCGAAAGGGGCAGUACGCGACCCGCAUCGGUGUCGGCUCCUCGGUCUAUAUGACGGCGGUGCUCGAGUAUUUGGCAGCGGAAGUGCUUGAACUGGCCGGAAAUGCAGCACGGGACAACCACAAAUCUCGGCUCACCCCGCGCCACAUUCAGCUGGCCGUCCGGAAUGAUGAGGAGCUGAGCAAACUGUUGCAGGGAACCACCAUUUCCCAAGGAGGCGUCAUGCCGAACAUCCAUUCGGUGCUGCUGCCACGCAAAACCGGGUCCAAAUCGGCCGGGACCGCUGGAACCACCGGACAAAGCCAGGAGUAUUAGAGUGCAUUGUGUUUAUCGCAAGCAACGAACCGAGCUGGAAAGUGUUAUUCUAGUGAUAAGCGUUUUUUAAAUGUUACUCAGAAAGAAGGGGUUUGAUUGAGGUUGGAAGAAGCGCGAUCGAAAGCAAAUAUUGAUUACAAUUACAGACUUAAGUCACAUUCCCGCAAUUUUGAAAGGUUUCGUGUUAGGGACGGGGAACACUACAUUCCACCCUACAAGCGAACGCAAUGUGUUUCCACUUAAAAAGGUUAAAAUAUUCUCGUAAUUAGUUGAAGGUUUAACAGCAUCUUUUCCAUGACUUACAGAUUAACACGACGUUAUUUAACGCAGCGGCAGGGACGUAUGAUUUUAGCACUUAACGGAUUUUAUUCUUUUGGAUCCGGCAAGCCAUUGCCAUCAAACUUGUGUAAAGAAGCAGAAACUUGUAUCAAUUUAAUUGUGUACCAUAUUAAACUGCACGAAACUCUAAGCUCUCUGGCGGUUUAUUUUAAAUUUCUCCAUUUGUAAGUGUAACGGAAUAGUGUCUGUCCGGUUAUUGUGAGAAUUCCUUACAUAAACGGAUAAUAAAUCAUAUUUAUGUCUAACCCUAUUCAAAGUAAAAGAAAAUGCGACUGAUACUAAUACCGCUCAUCGCAGAACACUGUUGUGCUAAUUGCGAUUACAUCCUUUUCGUAAUUUCCCCGACGUAAUAU
Molecule: messenger RNA, 1224 nt
Organism: Anopheles stephensi (Asian malaria mosquito)
Lineage: Eukaryota; Metazoa; Arthropoda; Insecta; Diptera; Culicidae
Product: histone H2A, sperm-like
Exons: 2
Coding region: 152-532 (126 amino acids)
Cellular component (GO): nucleosome
Molecular function (GO): protein heterodimerization activity; structural constituent of chromatin; DNA binding
Source: RefSeq, a predicted model, not a curated record